Molecule: messenger RNA, 2497 nt
Organism: Meriones unguiculatus (Mongolian gerbil)
Lineage: Eukaryota; Metazoa; Chordata; Mammalia; Rodentia; Muridae
Gene: Slc38a3
Product: solute carrier family 38 member 3
Exons: 16
Coding region: 216-1730 (504 amino acids)
Biological process (GO): amino acid transmembrane transport; histidine transport; asparagine transport
Molecular function (GO): L-asparagine transmembrane transporter activity; L-histidine transmembrane transporter activity; L-glutamine transmembrane transporter activity
Source: RefSeq, a predicted model, not a curated record
UACAGGACCAGUUCAGGAAACCGUGUCCCAGGACUACUAUGAGGAAGGGGACUCAGUCCAAGGUGCACACGUGGAGUGGGGUCAGGACCUAGGGCUUAGGAUCCUCGGCUUCUGGGGCCGUUCGUCCAUGGACUCAGAUCACCCAAACGACCCUCGCUUCACAGACAUCUGAGUGUAUCGGUGUGCGAGCGGCGCUCCAGGGUGGUCUCUGAGCCAUGGAGAUACCCCGGCAGACAGAGAUGGUGGAGCUGGUGCCCAACGGCAAACACUUGGAGGGGCUUCUACCCGUGAGCAUGUCCACAGCAGACACCCAAAGGGCUGAAGACGCUCACCUUUGUGCAGAGGGCAAGGGCUUCCUUCAGAAAAGCCCCAGCAAGGAGCCACACUUCACUGAUUUUGAGGGGAAGACGUCAUUUGGGAUGUCAGUGUUCAACCUCAGCAACGCCAUCAUGGGCAGUGGCAUCCUGGGGCUCGCCUACGCCAUGGCCAAUACUGGCAUCAUCCUUUUCCUGUUCCUGUUGACAGCUGUUGCCCUGCUGUCUAGCUACUCCAUCCACCUGCUCCUCAAAUCUUCAGGGAUCGUGGGCAUCCGCGCCUAUGAGCAGUUGGGCUACCGUGCCUUUGGGACCCCAGGGAAGCUGGUAGCAGCCCUGGCCAUCACGCUGCAGAACAUUGGAGCCAUGUCCAGCUACCUGUACAUCAUCAAGUCUGAGUUGCCUCUGGUCAUCCAGACCUUCCUGAAUCUGGAGAAGCCGGCCCCGGUGUGGUACAUGGAUGGCAACUACCUGGUGAUCCUUGUAUCCAUCGCCAUCAUUCUGCCCCUGGCACUAAUGCGGCAGCUGGGCUACCUGGGCUACUCCAGCGGCUUCUCCCUCAGCUGCAUGGUGUUCUUCCUGAUCGCAGUCAUCUACAAGAAGUUCCAAGUUCCCUGCCCAUUGGCACACCACUUGGCCAAUGCCACAGGCAACUUCAGCCAUACGGUGGUGGCGGAGGAGAAGGCACAGCUCCAGGACGAGCAGGAGGCUGCUGCAGCCUUCUGUACCCCAAGCUAUUUCACACUCAACUCACAGACAGCAUACACCAUCCCCAUCAUGGCCUUUGCCUUCGUCUGCCACCCUGAGGUGCUGCCCAUCUACACAGAGCUCAAGAACCCGUCCAAGAAGAAGAUGCAGCACAUCUCCAACCUGUCCAUUGCUGUCAUGUAUGUCAUGUACUUCCUGGCUGCCCUCUUCGGCUACCUCACGUUCUAUGACGGGGUGGAGUCGGAGCUGCUGCACACUUACAGCAAGGUGGACCCGUUUGACGUGCUGAUCCUGUGUGUGCGCGUGGCGGUGCUGAUAGCGGUCACACUCACGGUGCCCAUUGUCCUGUUCCCGGUGCGACGCGCCAUCCAGCAGAUGCUGUUUCAGAACCAGGAGUUCAACUGGCUGCGGCAUGUGCUCAUCGCCAUCGGUCUGCUUACUUGCAUCAACCUGCUGGUUAUCUUUGCCCCCAACAUCCUGGGCAUCUUCGGGAUCAUUGGUGCCACAUCUGCCCCGUGCCUCAUCUUCAUCUUCCCCGCCAUCUUCUACUUCCGAAUCAUGCCCAUUGAGAAGGAGCCGGCAAGAUCCACCCCUAAAAUCCUGGCCCUUUGUUUUGCCGCGGUUGGCUUCUUGCUGAUGACCAUGAGCUUGAGUUUCAUCAUCAGUGACUGGGUCUCUGGGACCAGCCAUCAUGGAGGAAACCAUUAGGACAACCGGCCCCCAUCUUGUUCUGUUUGUUCAUCCUAGAACCUGUACCCUCACUCUCCAGUCCCUGCUCCCAGCCAGGGGCUAAAUAAGGAGAGAAAGACUCUGUAAAUACUAUGGCAUUUGGCUCCACCCAUAUCCUCUCCGUUGGAAGGUUUUUGUUGAAGAGCCAGGACCAAGGUCUUCAGACCACCCCCCGCUGGGCUCUGGAGCUGCAGGGGCUUCCUGAGCUAGGAACAGGGUGGGGCCGUUGCCUCAGAUCCCACCGAAACCCUCCAUCCUCCUCUUGCAGCUGUGUACACUGAGGCCUUGAAGCCACCUCCUGAGGUCACACAGGCUGUAGGGGCACACAGAGCCAAAACCCAGACCUGAAGACGGCAUCCCCCAGCCCUGCUGGGUGACCAUAGUCUGCACCCACAGGGUUCCCACAGCCUGCUGACCCUCUAGCCCUUUUUCCAACACUUGGGCCCAAAAUCUUGGAUAUUUUUGUCCUCUUCUUCCAUUUCCUUCAUAGAAGGAGACCCUAUCCCGCCUCACAUCUGUGUUUAGCAGGGUCUGCUGAGGAUGGAGCUGGUCCCUGCUGUGGACCUUCACCAGUCCUGGGGAGGCUGGGACUCCCGCACCUCAAGCCUGGGCCACAACUUACAUUCCACUACUGGGAGAAGAGAGGCUGGGCCCAGAGUAUCCUGCCCUUGGGAGUCAAAGACCCAGCAGUCAGACUGCCGCAGGGGUGGGGAUGUGCAGGCCUUUUAUAAAUAUUCUAUACAAGA